This is a messenger RNA of Cuscuta campestris, 2925 nucleotides long. The record is from the annotation of a GenBank genome assembly. Lineage: Eukaryota; Viridiplantae; Streptophyta; Magnoliopsida; Solanales; Convolvulaceae.
CCUGGACCCAUGGACCCUCCAUUAUCAAGGAGAACGAACUUCGAGAGGUGGCCGGUCUCCUGGGCAAGGGCUUCCGGGUCCACCACCCUGAUACCGUUGGGGGAUCAGUUUAUCCUACAAUCCAAACCCCCAAAAAUAUAUGGUCAUGCAGUACCACUCCGUGGAAAAUGGGUUUAGGUUGCCCCUCCACGGUCUGCUUCGCGACCUCUGCCUCCAUUUCGGAUUUGCUCCGGGUCAAUUGACUGCCAACGCGCACAAGUAUGUCGCGUCCUACAUCUUGCGGUGCUGUGCCCUGGGCAGAACCCCAAAAUUGGAUGAAUUCCUUCUCCUCUUCAGUAUCGGUGGUUUCCCCUUCUACAGCCUAUAUCCCCACAACCAUUUCCCAAUUUUUGAGAAGGUUGAGUUCAAGCAUGAAAAAUGGUCACUGAGAUACUUCGUUAUUGAGUUCCCGACUCACAGCCCCCUUGAUCUACCGGGUGUUGUCCUCCGCCGUUCCAUUUCCCGGACGAAAUUUGCUGCAGCAGAAUUAGCGGAGGGAGUGUACAACGCCUUGAGAGAAAAAGAAGGCGUGCCUUCUCCUGAGAAAUCGAAGGCUCCUUCUUCUGCAGAGUCCGACCCGGCUAUGAGCUCCUCCGGGGACCAAUUCCAAGGCAACUUCACUACCCUAGCUAUUCGCAAGCCGGCUGCUGCCCUAGAGGUUACUCCCAUCUCUGCCAUCCCCAGGCUUAGGAGGCCCACUCCGUCCCAGAAACGGCCAAGGGAGGGAGUCAGUGAUGAUGAUUUCCUGCCUAAGAAGAAUAAGGGUGAUAGUACCUCUGUUUCGCCUAGCCCCCUGUCAACUUCUUCUGGCCCUCAGAACACCACUUCUGUUGCUGCACCCGGAAGUUUAGAGCUGGAGCUACCCAACCCAGAGAGCUUGGACCAUGAAGCAGAUGAACUCCUAGACCAAGCACCACUCAGAAAACCAGCGGUGCCGCCUCAGCCUGAUGCAAACAAUCCCCUCCCUCAAACUGCAUAUGCUCCCCAAGAACUGGAGGAAGAAGUUGAGGAGCAGGAAGAACCAGAGUCUCCUCCUGCAGCAGAGAAGGAGAUCAAAAUGCAGGAAGAGCUGGACGCCCCCUCCUCGGUGGAGGAAGAAGCUGUAGAGCAAAAAGAUGUUGAGGUUCCACCAGAGACGGGGAGAGAGACUGAGACGCAGCAGAAUCAGGAGGAGCAGCGGGAACCGGAGGAACGACAUCCCGCCACCGCACCUUCGGCCGUCAGUCUCCCCAUCCGGCGCAAGUUCACGCCACAAACUUAUCCUGUUUUUGCAGAGGGUUGGGCAGGCUUCUCCCGUGGUUUGAGGUCCUUACAGGCUUCCCAUUGGACUAUCCAGGCAAACUUGGAGAAGAUGAGGGAAUCAGUGCAGGAGCCUGCGAUUCCCCAGGCUCGCCCCGACUUGCUUGCCCUCAAUGCUCUGCACUUCAUGGAGCAGCAAUCACUCCUCACUUUGACUGAGGAGUACCUGGGUGGAGCAUCAGGGAACUAUCGGGCUGUAGUGCUCCUGAAGGAGAAGGAAUUGGCUGCCAAGGCUUUACAACAGAAGGUUGACUCCCUGGAACAACAAGUCCAGGUCCUACAGGAAGAGAAUACCCGACUCAAGGCAGAUGGCUCAACGGAACUAGCAGCUGAAAGGUCCAGGGUCCAAUCCUUACAAGAGCAGAUUGUUAUCUACCAAAAAGGAACCCAGGACCUAGAAGCGCAGUUUGACAGGCUCCGGGCACAAAUCUCCAUCCUGGAAUCAAGGGCCUCAGCUUCAGAAGACAAAGUGGGAAAUCUGGAAGCCAGAUUGGUUGAAAAAGAGUCCCGGAUCUUUGAGCUGGAGAAUUCCCUCCAAGAGGCCAAGCAUGAGGGUUCCCGUUUUAACGAAUUCACACUGAAACAGAUGGAAGCAAAACGGCUUACCCUCGAGAAACUAAAGGAAGAGAGACAGACUGCAAGCGAGCUCCGGUCAAAGAUGGGUGAACUGGAGAAGACAAUUGCCGCCCAUCAAGAGGAGGUUGCAACCCUGACUGCCCGUGCUGAAUCCCUUUAUGAAGAAGGGAAAUUUGACAUGCAACAAUGCAUCUACGAGGCAGUCCAGAGUGGGAGGAGAAUCAUCCUCAUCUUCCCCAACAGGAACCAGGGGGUAUUUGCCCGGGUUCCGGCAUGCUUCCAAACGAGGCCAGGACGGAAGUUUCUUCCGGCUGUCCUGGCACAUCUCGUCCGCAGAAAAGACGCAAUCCUCAUUCAGGAGCUUCCCGGUUGGUCUCUGGAGCGAGGCCUUCCUCCCAGGGUUCUCCCUCCCCUCAGCAGUCCUGCUAGUCCAUCCCUUUCUGACUUCUUCGCCAUGGCAAGUAAGUCUGAGAGUAAAGUCAUCAUCGACUUAACCCUCUCCGGGACAUCUUCUUCUUCGGAUGAUGAUUUCUCCGUCUCUCCAGCCCAAUCCAACGACAUGGCUGGGUUGAGUCCUAGCGAGUUCUUAACACUCUAUCCGGCCCCUCGCCUUCCUGCACCGUCCCCUCCUAGUCCACCCAGGCUUCCAUCUAGGAGGAUAGACUGGGACUCUAUGACCCUCCAAGACUUCGCCUUGUACCGGAGAAUGUGCAGGGAUAAACUCGGACGCUCUUUGCCAAUUGUCGAGGCGGAACCUUCAUGUGAAAGCCGAACUGCUUCCCCAAACCUGCUGAAGUCUUCCAACAAUGGUUCUUCAUUGAAGGGAGCAGCUCCCCGUCCUGGGACAUGGGAAGACUAUGACAUAUGGGAAACUGCUGAUUCAUCAACGUGUCCCUCGUCAAAGAGAAGGAGCCCAUGGAAGGGUCCCCCACCUCCUUCUUGUUGAAUGCAUGGAUGCAAUAGGCCCUCCUUCAGUUCCUAGCCCCCUGCAAAUAAAAUUUCUUUUCUUUG